CACUGGUUGUUACUUAAACACGCUUUAUGUACGUCACAUGGGCAAAAUAUAUAUUUCGAGUUAAAGUUUGUGUGAGUAAAAAAUAAUUAAAAUGUUAGAGAUAAACAAAACAGCAAUUGGAAUUGCUGCUGGAGUUGCAGGAACGCUUUUUAUAGGAUAUUGCAUUUAUUUUGAUACGAAACGUCGUAGCGAUCCUGACUAUAAAAAAAAAGUUAGAGAGCGUAGAAGAAAAAAUCGCAAAAAUGGGAAUUCAAUCAGAAGUGGAAUGCCUAAUUUGAAUGACCAUGAAGCUAUUGAAAGAUAUUUUCUACAAGAAAUUCAAAUGGGAGAAACCUUAAUUGCUAGAGGGGACUUUGAGAGUGGCGUAGAGCAUUUGGCUAAUGCACUCGUUGUGUGUGGACAACCUGCUCGUUUAUUGCAAGUUUUGCAGACUACGUUGCCAGCUCAAGUUUUUGCAAUGCUUAUAUUGAAGAUGCAAGAAUUCGGCAAUAGAUCAAGCUCUGAAUCUAACGAGACACCGAAAAUAGUCACAUCGAAUCCUUUAGGUCAUGAAAUGUCAUCAGGUGGAAUUGAAAGUAAUUCAACUGGAGUAAUUAUUGAUGACCUUGAAUAACUUAAAAUAUAUGAGUCUAUAAUGAAUCAAAUCUGGCAAUUUUCAUAUAUUUCAUUAUACUUGAUGUUAACUUUUUUGUAGAAAUAUAUUGUUCGUUGGAUUCUAAAUAUAUAAUAAUUACUAACUUA
Messenger RNA from Calliphora vicina (urban bluebottle blowfly), 741 nucleotides. It is a transcript of the gene Tom20, whose product is annotated as translocase of outer membrane 20. The coding region runs from base 92 to 613 and encodes 173 amino acids. Gene Ontology annotation, biological process: protein targeting; tRNA import into mitochondrion; protein import into mitochondrial matrix. Lineage: Eukaryota; Metazoa; Arthropoda; Insecta; Diptera; Calliphoridae. The record is from RefSeq and is a predicted model, not a curated record. The transcript is spliced from 3 exons. Gene Ontology annotation, molecular function: transmembrane protein transporter activity. Gene Ontology annotation, cellular component: mitochondrial outer membrane; mitochondrial outer membrane translocase complex.